AUGUCAACUCGUACAUCCGCGCCGACGAUACCGUCUCUGAAGCAAUCAUUCCUCAUCAACCAAACAACACUUCUUGCCCAGCCCCUUACCCCAUCCCACUCAUGGCAAGCCACCAACGACGCGUCAGAUGAGGCUAUCCCCGAUCGCGUUGUGCAAGACGUCCUACAUAGUCUCAACCAUACCAUUCAGCAGCAUUGCCGGCGCGUUUAUGCUCCGCAGGCUAGUCGUAAUAUCGCCGAGCAGAUCGACAGUGUCUACACCCAAGAUGCUGAGCGCAAGUUGGGAGGACCCGCCGAUACUGAAGGUGGUAUUGGCAGAGAGCUUGAUUUGACUGGAAGUGAGGCUAUCGAAUCAUUACCCUCAUCUUGGUAUCUGGAAAAGGAUGUCAGCGACCACCCCAUGGAGACCAAGCGCUAUGCAGACGCCGUCCACCAACUCUCUGAGCUUAACGAUCAGCGCAAGCAACUGCGGCAGCAGGUAGCGCGCUUGAAGCGUCUCCAGUCACUUGUCGAGCCGCUUCAGACAGCUGACAACGGCGUCGGCAUUCAAGAGAACCUACUGACUCGCAACGGCCCCGUUGAGAAAGAACUCGAGAAGAUGCGCUUUCUACUGGCCAGAGUCGGUGGUCGUGUACAUGCGCUUCCCGAUGAGGCUCCGAAUGGUGCUUCCAAGGAUGUCGCUUUGGCGGAGACUGGUGCUCGUGGCCAGAAGAGGCGCGUCGAUCAGUUUCUUGCUGAUAAUAAGGUGUUUCCGUCAUGA
This is a messenger RNA of Fusarium sp. VM40, 759 nucleotides long. NCBI's taxonomy places the organism in Eukaryota, Fungi, Ascomycota, Sordariomycetes, Hypocreales, Nectriaceae. The record is from the annotation of a GenBank genome assembly.